AUGAUAUUUUUAUUUAUUACACAAACACAAGCACAAACGGAAAAUAUUCGAUCAUUUAAAAUGAACUUCUAUCCGGAACAAAGAUUGAAAUGUGAAACAACAACUUGUUUACCAUUUCUAAAAACAGUUACAUUAAAUAUACGCCAAUGUCAAUUCAAAUGUCUAGAACAAAUUCAAUGUACUGUAAUUAAUUUUCAAAAAAUUAAUUUUACUUGUCAAUUAUUUCAUAUAAACAAUAUUCUGAAUUUAAAUAAUUAUCUGGAAAGUUAUUUACAAACUAGUACAAUGAUUGUUACAUAUGAUUAUAGAAUAUCAUCAGAGCCUAUCAGCACUUCAAGAACUACAACAAUAACAUCAUCAACAUCAACCAAUACAAUUAAUUCACGGAAUUGUUCUAAUAUGACUGUUCUACUUGGACGUAAUAUACCUCGUGGUGAUAUAAUAUCUCAAUCAUCAAUGACUUUUACACAGUGUUGCAAUUUAUGUUUAUCAACCAUAAAUUGUCGUGGAUUUUCUUGGAUUUGGUCAAAUCAUACUAAUCCAGGUUCGAGAAAUCAAUGUUGGAUCAAAGCCAAUAUAACAUCUUUCGAAAGUGAUUCUAUUGACAGUGCUUAUUUUCCAGUUUAA
Adineta ricciae is the source of this 627-nucleotide messenger RNA. Lineage: Eukaryota; Metazoa; Rotifera; Eurotatoria; Adinetida; Adinetidae. The record is from the annotation of a GenBank genome assembly.